AUGCUGGAAAAGACUCUCUCAGCCAUGACCUGGCUCUGCAUUCUCAUUGUGGCCUUUGCCAGCCACCCAGUGUGGUCACAGAAGCCCUCUAGUCACAGGAUGCCCAUACCACUCCAACCGGCUUCCUGCUGUGAGGAUGUGAAAGAGCUCAAGGUCCAAAUUGCCAACCAAAGCAGUCUCCUGAGCAAACUAAGCAAGGAUAAGGAGAGAGACUGGGCCAGCGUUGCCACACAGGUGAUGGAACUGGGGACCAGUAACAAGCGCAUAGAGUCACGGCUCACAGAUGCUGAGACCAAGUACUCCGAAAUGAACAACCUGAUCAACAUCAUAAAGCUGCACUUAGCACAGACCCUGGAAGGUGCCAUCUAUGACUGCUCUUUCUUCUAUCGGAAGAACUACCGUGACUCUGGAGUGUAUAAGAUUCCUCCUGAUGUCUUCUUUGAUAGCAGUGAGCUGGAGGUGUUCUGUGACAUGGAGACCUCAGGUGGUGGCUGGACUAUCAUUCAGAGACGAGAGAGUGGUCUUGUCUCCUUCUACCGGGACUGGAAGCAGUACAAGCAGGGCUUUGGCAGCAUCCGUGGAGACUUCUGGCUGGGGAAUGAACACAUCCACAAGCUCACCAGAUGGCCAACUCGGCUACGCGUGGAAAUGGAGGACUGGGAGGGCAAUGUGCGCUAUGCUGAGUACAGCCACUUUGCUCUGGGCAAUGAACUGAGCAGCUACCGCCUCUUUCUGGGAAACUACAGUGGCAAUUUGGAGUUUGACGCCCUCCACUCUCAUAACGACACAGCCUUCAGCACCAAGGACAAGGACAAUGACAGCUGCACUGAAAAUUGUGCAGAGAUCUUUAAAGGUGGAUACUGGUACAACUGCUGCUCAAGCUCAAACCUCAAUGGGGUGUACUACCCACGGAGAGAGCACAAUGGGCAUGUGGAUGGCAUCUCCUGGAACGGCUGGCGUGGGAAUCCCUACUCCCUCAAAUGGGUGGAGAUGAAAAUCCGCCCAGAAUACUUCAAGCCCUAA
Messenger RNA from Choloepus didactylus (southern two-toed sloth), 1023 nucleotides. RefSeq names its product angiopoietin-related protein 7-like. The coding region runs from base 1 to 1023 and encodes 340 amino acids. The transcript has 5 exons. The record is from RefSeq and is a predicted model, not a curated record. Lineage: Eukaryota; Metazoa; Chordata; Mammalia; Pilosa; Megalonychidae.